Pocillopora damicornis (cauliflower coral) is the source of this 1221-nucleotide messenger RNA. RefSeq lists its product as uncharacterized. Lineage: Eukaryota; Metazoa; Cnidaria; Anthozoa; Scleractinia; Pocilloporidae. The record is from RefSeq and is a predicted model, not a curated record.
CUUCGUGACUCAAGAUGGCGGCGUACGUGGCUACUCAUGACCGCUCCGUGUUAUCCAAGCCUCACGAAGAAACCAAAGUUUCUGUCAUACAAAAUACCACUCACAGGGAUAUCUUGGUACUUGGAAAUGAACUCUAUCAAAAAACCAUUGAGGAGUGCGAGAAAGAAAGGCAGCAGAAUGUGACAGAAGUAGAGCAAAGAGCAUGGCGCUUAGCUUCAGAAGAGAAAGCAAGAGCUCUGAAGUCAGCCAAAGAAGCUGCUGAAGUGGAACUGGACAAAGCUUUGGCAGCAGCUAAGAAAGCUCAGCAAGCUUUGAAGAAUCUUAAAGAGAGAUUAAAACAAGAGGAGAAACAAGCAGUGAAGGAAAUGGAGGAAAAGUGUAAGAAGGAAGAGGAGAGCAAACUUUUGCUACAAAAGGAGAUCCAUGAGAAAGAAAUAAAAAAGUUGGGAGAUCGUAUUGAUGAACAAAUACAGCUGAAACAGGCAGCAGAAAAAGAAACGGAAAGAAUAAAAGAGAUGAGAGGAAAAGUGGAGGAAAAGUUGAAGAACACAACAAUUGCUUUUCAAAACUUUAUAGACACAACAAAAGGUUUCAAUAAAGGACAGGCAGAAUUCUUAAUUUUAGACCCAUUGAAAGACAUUUCUGAAGAAACUUGAUUUUGAUAUUAAAAUGAGUUAUGCUUCAUACUAUUUUGUGUAAAUAUAUAAAUUGUUAAAGUAUUUGCCUGUAUCAUUUGAGUUGUAAGUUGUGUAUCUCUCAACUUUGUAUUAUAUUAUUUUUGUGUCAAGAAUGUAUACUGUUAGUUAAAUUAUUUGAUACAUUUAUUGUCAAUUACUGUGACUGUAAAUGUAUUUCAGAAAAAAAGGAUUGUUUAGUUGUUGAAAGCAAUUUCUGUUGUAAUUGUUGUGUAAAAUUAUUUAGUAUUUAGAAAUGAUAUCUUACGCUUUCAAUAAUUUCCAAAAUGAUUGUGGUGAAUUUAAUUAAAUAUAUUGGUAUGCCUUUCUGACAAAUUCUCUUAACGCCAGUGUAUGGCUGUCUGUCAUGAAGUAAAUGGGGUUGCUGUACCAUUUGUGGAACAAAAUAGACAUGAGCAUGCAGGAUAAGGUAAAUACCUGAGAGUAAGGGUCACACCUACAUAUAAGUAAAAUGUAUGGCUGAAAGUGAGCAACAGCCCCCCCAGAGAAAAACAAAUAAACAAAAACUGACACAAAUCAAAAGUCA